CCCUCUCACUCCCAUUGCUUUUUAUUCCUUUCCCGUCCGGCCGUCUCUCCCCGCGCGCGCACACCAUACAGAAACCAAACGCCAAGAGCCCAAGACGCCAAGCGAUCGAUCGAGAGAGCUUAACCCCGGUCCUGUAUCUGCGAGUGGGAAAGGGGGCCGGUGCAACUUUUCCUCGAUUCCUUGCACGUCAGUGGCCGGGCGCUAUAUAUACAGAGAGUCCGGGACCAAUGGAGAGGAGCUGGUUCGGGUGGAGGAAGGCCAAGAAGGGCGGCGGCGGUGGUGGCGGUAGCAAGGAGGACAAGCGGACGAAGGUGGUGGUGGACGGGUCGGGGAUACGGGACCUGGUGGAGGACAGGGAGGCGUUCGGCAUGUUCGCCGACACCAAGUUCGACCAGCUCGACGCCGACGGCGACGGCAGGCUCUCCGCGCGGGAGCUGGAGCCCGCCGUGGCCGACAUCGGCGCUGCGCUCGGCCUGCCCGCGCAGGGCUCCUCGCCCAACGCCGACCACAUCUACUCCGAGGCUAUGAGCGAGCUGACCCAUGGCCAUGGGAACCAAGAGGGUGUGACCAGGGCAGAGUUCCAAGAGGUCCUGUCGGACAUUCUCCUUGGCAUGGCGGCCGGGCUCAAGAAGGACCCGAUCGUGAUACUGCGCAUCGACGGCGAGGACCUCAGGGACUUCGUGUCCAGCCCCAGAUAUAAUCCGGCAGCUGCUGCCAUCUUCUCACAGGUUGGGUCCGAAGAUGCUACUCUCCGGGAAUGUUUGCUAGCUGCUGUUCAGCAGCUCCGUGUCGACCAUGGAAUGCCCCCAGCUACUGACCCUUGGAUCGCAGACAACAUCGUGGAACCGGCGUUGAAGCAACUCCCCGCCGAUCAGCUUGAGCAACCGGCAUCCCGGGAAGUCUUCUUUGAGCAGCUCAAGAAGCUCCUGGGCGAUGUCACGGAACGGCUUCAGGAGCAGCCUGUGAUCGUUGCGCACACUGAGAACACCUUCGACGGGAGCGGUGUCAGGAGGCUGCUGUCAAACAAGUUCGAGCUGGACAAGCUGUUGGAUUCUGUGUGGAGAAACGUGCCUAAGGAACACGAGAAGAAAGCGUCCAAGGAACAGCUGCGAGUUGCACUCGAUAAGAUGGCUGAUGCAGCAAGCUUACCACCUCAUGGCGCUGUCAAUCAGGUGGAUGCCGUAGUGAAUGAGGCGCUCAAGAAGGCGAAUGCUGACGACCGAAAGGAGGUAGACGAAGCGGAGUUCAAGAAACUGCUGAUAGAGGUGCUUGGGGCCGUGAUGCUGCAGCUGAACAGCCAACCGAUCUUCUUUUCCACCAGCACCGUCGUCCACGAGCCACUGUCCACUUCAUCCAACUUGUUGUCGUCGCCGGCGGUGUCAGCACCGCCGAGCGAGUAAAGGAGUACGCAUACGAAAGGGUAAAUAUGAGAGUGGGCUAUAAAGCCUCUCUGUAACAGUGCCUGUCGUGAUGGUUCUUUUUAUCUGAUCACGGCAUUCAUGCUUUGCUUGGUCGCAACCUGACGGAAUGCAACGAUGCAUUCGUCAGGUUUGUUCGCCUGGUUGAUGUAUAACUUUAGAAUAAGGCUUUCAAAGCCAGACACAUUGUCAAUGGUAAAUGCAAGUAGUUUGGGAUUGCAUAA
This is a messenger RNA of Lolium perenne, 1642 nucleotides long. RefSeq lists its product as uncharacterized. The record is from RefSeq and is a predicted model, not a curated record. NCBI's taxonomy places the organism in Eukaryota, Viridiplantae, Streptophyta, Magnoliopsida, Poales, Poaceae. Gene Ontology annotation, molecular function: calcium ion binding.